AGCCGUUUUGGCCCAGGCCGCCUCGGCGAGCAGGCCGAGAAGGCGCGCCUGGCGGGCCGCAUGCCCGCGGCAGCCGCGCAGGCCCGGGGGGCGAGGCGAGGCGUGGUGCCGGUGCUGGCGCUGCUGGCGGCGCCACUUGCGUCCUGGGCCGUGGAACAUGCCCGACCUAAGACCAGCCCAACCCCCCGGCCUGGCCCCGCUCCGUGCGCGUUUUUGGCCCGGAAGACAGCGCCGCCGACAUCCGGUCGGCAGUGGACGAGGCGUACCGGGUGAACGGUGGCGAAGGGAACAACGGCGAGUUUUCCCAGCACCGCUUCGCCUUCCUCUUCCGGCCCGGCGAGUACGACGUGGAGGUUCCGGUAGGCUACUACACCCAGGUGGCUGGCCUCGGGAGGAGCCCCGAGGACGUUGUCUUCUCGUCCGAGAAGGGCGUGUACUGCGAGGAGGGCAGCUACAAUCAGGACCGCGGGGCCCUGACGACGUUUUGGCGCGUGGCGGAGAAUUUCAAGUCGGAUGCGACGAAUAACUGGUUCGGCGAACUGCGCGGAAUGCUCUGGGCGACUUCGCAAGCGGCGCCCCUGAGGCGGCUGGUAGUCAGCGGAGAUCUCAUCCUGUUCCAAUACAAGGAUGGCGAGGCGGCCGGGUAUGCCAGCGGUGGCUUCCUCGCGAACUCCAACCUUCUUGGGCAUGUCGCGUACGGGUCGCAGCAGCAGUACUUCACCCGCAACUCCGCGCUGAGCUCCGCCGACGGGGGCGUGUGGAACAUGGUCUUCGUCGGCACCACGGGCGCCCCGGGCACCGCCUGCGGCGCCGGGGACGAGGGUUCGCAGGUACAGCACGUGGUUGAGGUCGGCGAAGCUCCGAAGGUGGCCGAGAAGCCCUUCGUCUUCAUAGGGGCGGACGGGAAGUACGGCCUCGCCGUCCCAGAGGUCAAGGCGGCCCGCGUGGGAUUCGACUGGGACGAAGGCGCGCGCGAGGUGCCGUUCGAGAGAGUAUUCGUCGCCGACCCCGAGAGGGAUACCGCCGACACGAUCAACGCCAGGCUGGCCGAGGGCCUGGACGUAGUGCUGGCCCCCGGGGUGUACCAGCUGGACGCCCCCCUUCGGCUGCAGACCGCCAACCAGGUCCUGCUCGGCCUGGGCCUCGCGACGCUGGUCGCGAUGCGGGGCGCGCCGGCCGUGCGGGUGGGCGACGUGGGCGGGGUGCGCGUCGCGGGCGUCCUGCUGCAGGCCGGCCCGGAGCGCUCGGACUCGCUGCUGGAGUGGGGCAGCCGGGGCUUCCCGGGCGACGCCGGGAACCCCGGCUUCCUCCACGACGUGUUCGCUCGGGUGGGCGGGCCCGCAGAGCCCUCGGAGCAGCGGGCCUCCACGAUGAUCCGCAUCAACGCCGGCAACGUCAUCGGGGACAACCUGUGGCUGUGGCGCGCAGACCACACAGAGGCAGGGGAGGUCAAGGGCGGCGCCCACCCGUGCGAGGUUGCGCUCUGCGUAGAGGGCGACGACGUCACCAUGUACGGCCUGGCCGCCGAGCACACCCUGGGAGACCAGGUUCGCUGGAGCGGCGACCGCGGCGCGACCUACUUCUUCCAGUCGGAGCUGCCCUACGACGUCGCUGAGGCGUACGGUGAGAUGGGCUACGCGGGCUACAGGGUGAGCAACAACGUCACCGAGCACCGGGCCUUCGGGGCGGGCGUCUACCACUACUUUCGCGACUUCCCCGUGACGGUGCACGCGGGUAUCGUCGCGCCCGCGCACGUGAUGGCUUCGAUCGUCUCGCCGGUGGCGGUGUUCCUCAAUGGCCGAGGCACCAUGCGGCACGUGGUGGACAACCUCGGGGCGGACACCUCCGAGACUGCCAGCGGCGGCAUUGCGCAGUGGCUCUGCCCGGCGGACGCGGAGGGCAAGGCGGUCAGCGUCCCCGCGGACCCCGGCGGGCCGUCGCACCGCUCCACGCCGCUGGGCCCCGCGCCGGCCCCGCGGCCGGCCCCGCGCGGCGGGGCCGCCCCGAAGCCCACGUCCGCCAGGGGAGGCGGCGGCGCCGCGCCCCGGCCGGCCGCGGCCCCCGCGAGCGCGCCGGCGUGGCUGAGGUCCAGGAGCAAGGGCGGGGGCAAGGCUGCGCUGGGCCCCGCGGAGUCCGGAUCUGGCAUCGACUGGGACCUCGGCAAGAUCUACCUCGCCGCCUGCAUCGUCGGCGCGCUGCUCGGCGUGCUGUGCAUACCGGCCUUCGACCGCCUCAGGAGCGCGGGCGCCAACGGCGCCGCCGCCGAGAGCGCCGCCGACGCAUCCGGCGCGCCUGCCCGCGCCGCCUCGUGGCUGGAGGUCGACAGGUCGGGGGCGCCCGCCAGCGCGCGGCGGCUGCUGGACCUGGAGCGCGCGGCGGGCGCCAAGGGGGCCCGCAGCCCGCGCGCGGGCUCCACGGCGUCCUGGCUGGCACCGCUGUGAUGCGGGCCUCUCCUCAGCGCGAGCCGGGUAGUGUUGAGUCGAGCCCAUGCGGGUCUCCGCAUCGUGAGCCGGAUAGUGCGGCGAAUUCGUCGGCCUCAUGGAGCGGAGAGGGCUCUGAGCGUCUGCCUCUUCCGCUCACGUUUCGGGGGCGCCUGCCUCCCCCCCCCCUUCGGGAACGCGCGCCCCGGGAGCCACCACGGCAAGGGGGGCGAGUUGACCGAGAAGCUGACUGCCGAUUUCGGCGUCGAAGAUUCGGUUGAUCGAGCGGCUUCCGGCAGGCUUUGGUGGCAUGUGCGCGACUGCGACGCAGCCGCAACGCGGUGCCGCCAGGUUUGCCCUCAGAGCGCCUGGGAACUCCAGGCGGAUGACCACUAGCACGAGUUCAAGGCGAGAUCUCUCCCGCUCCCUCUCUUCCUCUCUCCGCUGUCCACCCGACCCCUAUCGCCAGCGUUCCCCACCGGCCAGCCAGCGGACGCAGUGCCAUCUUCCAGGAAUCGGCGGGCGCCGGUCGGGGUGCAAAGCAUCGCCUCCGGCCGUGGCGCUCGCCGCGAGCACCAUCCCAGCUGGUCCGGCAGCCACCUAGGUGGCCACAGCCGUGGCCGAGCGGCGUUUACCUGCACGCCCCACGCUUUGUUGCCUGGCGCUCCGCCGAAGCGGAGGUCGCCCCCCACAGCGCCAAACUUGCACGAGUCCCGCGUCGCGGGUCGGAGUGCUCCUCCUCCU
Messenger RNA from Prorocentrum cordatum, 3164 nucleotides. Lineage: Eukaryota; Dinophyceae; Prorocentrales; Prorocentraceae. The record is from the annotation of a GenBank genome assembly.